Messenger RNA from Oncorhynchus masou masou (cherry salmon), 8060 nucleotides. RefSeq names its product potassium voltage-gated channel subfamily C member 1-like. The transcript has 4 exons. Gene Ontology annotation, cellular component: presynaptic membrane; postsynaptic membrane; dendrite membrane. Gene Ontology annotation, biological process: protein homooligomerization; potassium ion transmembrane transport. Bases 1 to 1797 code for a protein of 598 amino acids. Gene Ontology annotation, molecular function: delayed rectifier potassium channel activity; protein binding. NCBI's taxonomy places the organism in Eukaryota, Metazoa, Chordata, Actinopteri, Salmoniformes, Salmonidae. The record is from RefSeq and is a predicted model, not a curated record.
AUGCUCAGUUCGGUUUGUGUCUCCUCUUUCAAAGGACGCAAGGGUGGGAACAAGUCGCCCAACAAAGCAUGUUACAGUGCAGACAUGACUUGUCCGUCAGACAGCGAGAAAAUAGUAAUAAACUGCGGAGGGGUGCGACACGAGACUUACCGCAGCACCCUCAAGACGUUGCCCGGUACCCGCUUAUCUUGGCUUACCGAUCCGGACGCGUUUAGCAACUUCGACUAUGACCCCAAAAUCGACGAGUUCUUCUUCGACCGCCACCCUGGCACAUUCACAUUCAUCCUCAACUACUACCGCACAGGCAAGCUUCACUGUCCCAACGAUGUGUGCGGCCCACUGUUCGAGGAGGAGCUCGCCUUCUGGGGCAUCGACGAGACGGACGUGGAGGCGUGCUGCUGGAUGAACUACCGUCAACACAGGGAUGCCGAAGAGGCGCUGGACAGCUUCGAGCAGCCCGAGCCAGAGGAGCCGGAAGACGACCUGGAGCUGACUGCGGACGGAGAGCUCAAGAGGCUGUGCCUGCACGAAGACGGACGCAAGAGGAGCUGGUGGAGUGUGUGGCAACCCUAUUUCUGGAAUCUUUUUGAGGAUCCGUAUUCUUCCAAGAAUGCCAAGUACUGUGCGUUCCUCUCCCUUCUGUUCAUCCUCAUCUCCAUCACCACCUUCUGCCUGGAGACGCACGAGGCCUUCAACACCAUCUACAACAAAACAGAAAAUGUGACGGUGGGCAAUGUGACAAGUCAGGAGAUCGUCUACGAGGUGGUGACCGACGGCUGGCUCACCUAUGUGGAGGGAACGUGCGUCAUCUGGUUCACCAUCGAGGUCAUGAUGCGCGUGAUCUUCUGCCCAUGCAAGAAGGAGUUCUUCAGUAGCACCCUCAAUAUCAUUGACUUUAUUGCCAUCAUGCCCUUCUACCUGGAGGUGGCGCUGAGCGGUCUGGAUUCCAAAGCCGCCAAAGACGUGUUGGGCUUCCUGCGAGUGGUGCGCUUCGUCAGGAUCCUGCGUAUCUUCAAGUUGACUCGUCACUUCGUGGGUCUGCGGGUGCUGGGCCACACGCUCCGCGCCAGUACCAACGAGUUCCUCCUCCUCAUCAUCUUCCUCGCCCUCGGGGUGCUCAUCUUCGCCACCAUGAUCUACUAUGCCGAGCGCAUCGGUGCCGACCCUGACGACCCUACGGCCGCCAAACACACAAACUUCAAGAACAUCCCCAUUGGCUUCUGGUGGGCCGUGGUCACCAUGACCACUCUGGGCUAUGGGGACAUGUACCCCGAGACGUGGUCGGGGAUGCUAGUGGGCGCACUGUGUGCCCUGGCGGGGGUGCUGACCAUUGCCAUGCCUGUGCCCGUCAUCGUCAACAACUUUGGCAUGUACUACUCACUGGCCAUGGCCAAGCAGAAGCUGCCCAAGAGGAAGGGCAAGCACAUCCCUCGGCCCACCAUGCCGGGCUCGCCCAACUACUGCAAGCCAGAUGCCCUGGCCAUGGCCACUGCCGGGCCGGGUAUGGUGGGCUCAGGCAGCCUGGGGGGAGGGGACUGCCCUCUGGCCCAGGAGGAGAUCAUCGAGAUCAACAGGACAGAUUCCAAGCAGAAUGGCGAUGCGGCCAAUGCAGCCCUGGCCAAUGAAGACUGCCCCACCAUAGACAUGGUGCUUGGGGAGGAGAGGAGUCCUGCUGCUGGGGGUCUGGGCACCGGCGGGAGUCGUGAGCGCUAUCCCCAUGACCGCGCCUGCUUCCUCCUCAGUACCGGAGAGUUCCGUGCUACAGACGGCAACGUGAGGAAAGUGUUGAGUUUCUAAAAUUACCCUUUCUGUCCAAGAAGAGGAACAACCUUAGGACACAAUUCACCCAGAGCUCCCUACUGGAUUCACUGUAGAAUGAAGGGAUACGUAACUGGAGGGAGAGAGAGAGAGAGAAAAGGAGAGAGAGCGAGAGAACGAAAGAAAGAGAGAACUGAAGGUGAUGAUGAGCGGAUGAUAGAAGACAACGAGAGUCAAAAAGAUUUGUUCAUCCCUCCACACCAGAAGCAUCCUUCGUUCCUGCGGACUCCUCAGUCAGCACCAUCCCUUAGAAAACAAAACUGCAGACCAACGUGACAGACUUACAGUGACUCUGAGUACCUGGAAAAGCAUCACACUGAAACACAUACCUUAUGUCAGCAUACUUUACAGAGUCUUACUAUACUAAGUCAUUGACAUUGAAAUCCCAGACAUAUAAUAAAAGAAACAAACAAUAGAACAGAAUUCCCCUAGGAAAGAGCCAAAGGGUUAUGGGAUAGGAGGACAGUGUUCCACAACUUGGUUGUCAUCCUACUGUGUCAUAGACUAUGUAUGCUUUUAACCACUGUCAAAUGUUCCCUUGGACAAAUUACAUCUUACCGGCUCUUCAGAUACAGUAUAUUCAAAUGUUUUUAAAUCUUCCUAUUUAGUACUUCAAAGAUCGGACGUACAGUAGGGUAGGCUAUAUAAUAAACAAGCUACUGCAGUGGUCUGAGAUGACUCAACAUAGUCAGCGUGGAUGUGACUACAGACAAGGAGAGCCAGGUGCUAGCCAACGGCCAAAUACAUUUACAUCACAGUAAUUGUACCGUUUUACAGCCAAACACUAUGCAAAGCGAUGAGGCUGAACAACCAUUGCAUCCAGUGACUCUUGAGUCAGCCCGCUAUGGUGACACUAUCUUCUUAUGUUCAGUCAGUCACACCUGUUGGACUGUUUUCAUCGAUUUUACAGCCCUCCUCUUACCUCUCACAAGAGACACACUUCAGAAGAUACUGAAUUAUGGGCCCCAAUAGUAGAGCAACCAGGCAUAUAGUAUACCAGGCCAUUGGCCAUUUCAUAUAAACCUGUGCGUAGAUCUGAAAUACGAUACACUCCCUGACUGACUGAUGCUGACGCGUGUUGCAUGAGAGUGUGUCGGCUGACCCGAACAGAUCAACUCAUCGACCACUUUGAAGGAUUUGGACCUAAAGAAAACCAGUGUGCGCAUGUGGGAGUGUGUGUGCUGAAGAGCUGAGGAGGACGCCAAAGGAGAGAGACACUGGAAGCAUUCGCAACACGCAUGCCAAGAACGGGAAGCGACUGCUGGAAAACAAGGACAUACAUUGCCCUCACCUUCUCGCUCUCAAUCUCUCCCUCUCUUUAUCUACACCCCUCUGCAUCUCAGCAUUGCUCCUCCUCCGUAGCAAACUGCAUGGCAUGAUCGGAAAAAAAACCUGAAGAACGAAACGUAGAGAACAAAAGGAUGGAGAGAGAGACCAGAGAGACUUUAUUUUUAAAACCAAACAAUCAAACAAUCAUUGUCACAUCAACCUUUUUCAAAAAUAUCCAAUUGGUAACUAUUUGCAAGUGUCAAGAUAACAAAUGGUCAACUGCUCGCGGAGAGAGUGGCUCCUGUAAAGGUCGCUCUCCUUUCUGUAGAAAGAGCACUGCACCUCUGGGGGGAUCAGAAAGAUUUGCAAGGAAGUGCGAGAAAAUAGCGGGAACAGGGUGAACUUUGAUAAACAAUUCUGGGGAAAAAAGUGAAAAUGCAUUUUUAUUCCUUUGUUUACCAGCAUGACUAUUCUGCAUGAGUCUACUUCUGCAAGCCCUCACCCCACCCCCUCCGUAAAAAAAGAGGGCUAGGAAUUGAAAAAAUGAACAAAAUCGAGAGGAAACAAAAAAUAUUUAUGUUAUAUGCAACUAAUAAAAAAAGAAAAAGAGCAGGAUUAUAUUAAAAAAAAAGAUCUAUAUUUUGUUUUGGGAUAAUAAAAAAGGAAUAACGAAAAAAAAAAUAGGAUUGCAAGAUACACAUUGAACAAUGUUUUCUUAGAUAAAUAAGAUACAAACACCACCAAAUCUACCAGAGAUGAACUAUGCGAUGAACUUCCCCUGAUACUACAACUACUCUACUACUACUUUGAUGACUACUCUUCUUGUGCUCUGCUACUUCUUCUUCUACUGCUCUCACUCUCUGGUCCUACCGCCCUGAUUGUGUCCCCUGCUGCCAAUUCUCUGUCUUCCACCCCACUGUCCAUCCAGGUCCCCUCUCCACUGUCUGUCUGUAUAACUAUGUUUAGUUGGACUGUACUCAGAUCCGAUGGGUCAUAUUCACUAGGAUCCAAACGGAAGCAAACUGCCCGGAACGGGAUGGACUAUCCCUGAACUUGUCUAACACGUUUUCCGCUGCAAAGCUGUUUGCUACGGUGUGCACUAAUGAAUACGACCAUGAUGGACUCUGUUGUUGUUCUUUCAGUCUCGUGCUCAAGGUGGGAGAUGGCAGCUUCACCACCGGGACACGGUUGUAGACUCUAUAAGGUCUCGGCUAACUAAAACAGUGUAGCGAUACCUAGCGGAGAUCAGACCUCACACCGUCCCCAGGCUAAUUGCCUACAGAGCAUUGGGAGAAAGUAUCUGAUCAAAUGAACGAGAUUCGCGAUGACCUAAUACAAUACAUUAUAUCGAUUGGAUCGUGUAGCCCAAUAACACUGUAGCUAGCUAGCACCUGUAGCACUGCACUGACUGGUCAGAUAGUGUCAUAUUAGCUCAGCCCUGAUAUUGUAGCUGUACGAUGCAUAGCUUUGUACUGCUAUGACAUAAUGUACUGUAGGCCUAUUUCCAUGAUUAUAGGGAUGUGCAUAACGUGUCAUUGUGGCAUUUAACAUAAUCCCCCCCCCAAGCUCGCUAACUCUACAGCCCUUGUGACGGUCAAUAGUGUUUGUUUUACACAUACUGGUGCCCCCGGCGUUGGUGAAGCAGCCAUCUUUGCUCCAUUUCUUCAGGUGGGGAUAGCAUAUUUCCAGGAAAACUGCUGUUCAAAUAUGCAUGAAGGGAAUGCCGAACGGUCUAUCUAUGCUAUCAUAUUGAGCUUAUCUAGAUGAAUUGUUGUUGUUCUGUUGAUGAAGAAAAGCUCAUGUUGACCUUCCACCUCCACUGCCUGUUUUGCAGUUUGGCUGGAUGCAUCACACCAGGCACCUCACCGCAUGCUAAACAACAGAUUGUGGGGUUUUAUUUCCCCCUGUUUUUCCAUGUUUGUUUUCAAGUGAAAACUAAUGUUGCUAUGUUCAGUUUCUAGGCCCGUAUGUAUAGGUCAUAUCUCGCCAGUCACCGCAAACCCUCUAGCUAGGCCUACAUCAGAGUUUGGAUAAUAUGAUGUAGCCUACUCGUUGUCGCCCUCUACUGGGCUCCAGUGCGUUGCGGGGGAUGUAGUUUAUCCCCAGUGAAGUGUCAUCAUCUGAGCCGUGGUUCGUCUCUGGUGACACUCUGGGUGGUAUUUAAUGUUACAAUGGAGGAGGCGAGUUAAUUAUGUUUGGGGUCACAUUCAUUGACCUUGUCAAAUACAAUUUGGGUCACAUUCAUUUGCAUAUUGCUAGUUUAUAUUUUUGUCUCAAAUGAGUGUUAACUUGCCAAAACUGUUGCUUUGUUUCAGUUUGUUUAUUUGUUAUUACGCAAUGAUGAAGAUUUUGAUGAUGUUCCAGAGAUGCUGGGGGCUAACUGUACUGAGAACUGAGCAACUACCUAUGCAAGAGUUUGACUGUAGCAUAUGAUUAUACUUCAGUGUUUCAUUGUGCCAAAGGAGUUCAGUGUGUUAGGUCUGUCUGUUAUGUGGGAGGGCAAGAAUGGGGCAGGGUAAUGGUGGAAAAAAAGGGGCAGCUACUAUAUCUAGCAUGGUGCAUUGUUUACUGAAGUGUGUGGGGGUUAAAGUAAUUAGAAUAGGGGGGUCAGGGGUCUCCCCUGGAGUUUGCCAAUCAGGAUAUGUCCCUGUACUCGCAGUUUUCAUUUGAUACACUGGAUCUCUGUCAUUCAUCACCUUAUGUCUGAUUCCUCCCCCUUUCCUUCUCCUCGACCCCCAUCCCUUUCAUAUUCAUUCCCUCUCUCCCUCUUUCAACUCCUGCCUACUCCUUCUUUCACUCUCUCCCUUUCCAAAAAAAGUGUAUUAUGGCACUAUGUUCGUUACCAAAAGGAUGACUUGAAAUGAUAGAGACAUAAGUAAUCAUAGAUUAUGGAAGGAUGCAUCACUACUAGACAUUUCAUUCUGAAGUUGGAAAUUAUUGUUUGUGGGGUAAAGAAGGAGGGGGAUCAGGUGCAAGGUGGAUGGGAAGAAGAGGGGAGGGGCACAACUGGCUUAGGUACAGCUAAGGACAGAGGUGAAUGGAUCAUACCCCCCCCCCCCCCCCCCAUCAUCCUUCUGGUAGCACAACCCACACAGACCGUUCCAUUUAAAAUGUCGGGAGGGGGGGGGGUAUUGUCAGAGCAAUAAUUUCUUCCAAACCCUCAAUUUUGUGGGGGAGUCCAAUGCCAUUUACUUAAACUUACUGUCAAAGUAACCUUACCACCUCAAAAAAAAAAAAACACAAAAAAACCUCUUAAUGUUUUCAUCUUGAUUUGAUAGCAUGCAUACACACAUCUAGUCUCUGAGUUUUGGGAUGGGUUUUCACAAAACAGGUGGUGAAUAUACUGUGAAUAACCGCCACCUUAUGUGAAUGGCUGUACUACCACAGUUGUGAGUCUGACUGUGUGUUAAUAGGAAUGUGUGUGUGUGUGUGUGUGUGGGCUACCUGAAGACAUGUGCAGGUGGGGGUGUGUGUGAUCCAGCUCCUGAACUUGGCCACACCCACUUUAGAGGAUUGACAGCUCAACACUUGCAGAACUUUACUUGAAACCCAAAUACAAAACAUAUCAAGAGAGGAGCAGAGUAAAGCCAGAAAACCCGCUGUCAUAUAUUCUCUUUCCCCGACGUCUUCCUCCCUCUCAUCCCCGUCUCCUAUCCCCUUCUCUUUCUCUCCCUCCACACAUGUUUGAGGAAGAAGCUCUUUUUGCAUCCUUGUUCUUGUGUUUUUCUAACAUAUUGUUUGAAGUUCAAUUGUAAUGCAUGUGUGGGAGAAAAAAAAGACGACUUAUUUGUGAAUGGCCAGAAUGAAGUAACUCUCUUUUCGCCGGCAAUCUCUGUCUUCCUCUUUCUCUGUCAGCCAGUGGUGAGAGGAUGGGGGGAUUAAAAAAAGAAAUCUAUAUCACUUUUUAUUAUGUAGAUUUUUUUGUUAUAUUUUUGUUUUACUGCAGUGUGGCUUGACUGAAUUGGUAGAAAUACACUGGCUAUCUUUCUGUGUAUUGCACUUGGGAGGUGAAAUAGGCUCAGUUUCAUGAGUCCGGUAUCUUUCCUGAUACACAUACAACAGUCCGGGAUAUCUCAGCAGUGCUAGUAGCAUAGCGCCAAUCUGUCCAUUCUGUUAAAUAUUUACAUGUCCAUCUGUCUUUUGCAUCUGUACAUCUCUACAUAUAAUUUGCCUGUCACUUCUUCUGUCUAUAACAGUAGAUUAUUUAUCUACUAAUCUACCACUCCAGAUACAGAUAUGUCAAUAUCAUUGCUUUACUUACAUUUUUAUGUUAUUUUUUUCUUAUUUGGUGCUUUUAUUUAUUUUCUUAUCAUUUGGUGACUUGUUUACUCUUUUGUCUGAUUUGUGGUUUUGUUGCUGAUUUGUGUUAUGAUUUUUACAUUUGAAAGAACAUUGCACUACUAGCGCCAAUGCAGCUAAUGUUUCUAUUGGUCCUGCCAACUGUUGUGACUACAUCACCGCUAAGGGAAUAAGGCACUGGGUGCAGCCAUGCCACUUUCCAAUCAGGGGAGAAAGAGAGGGAAGACAGAGAUGGAAGAAGAGAAGGCUACUACAAUAACACUGAAUGGGAUUUAUGCUAUAAAGACUGAUACUGGAUACAAUUUUAAUGUCAUAACACAGAAAAAAAAGAAUCAAGAACUGUAUAAAAUAUAUUUCAAUGGAAUGUUUAUAAUUUACCUUUUAUAUUUUUGAAACGUGUAAAGAAAAAAAGGUUAAUAAACAGUAAUAAUUUAACAAACAAGUUUGUGAAAAAAGAGACUUAAACACAGUUCUAUUAUUAAAAGUAUGAAAGUUUGAAAGUGAAUGCUAAUUAAUCUGAAAAACUCUUCUCCAUUGCAGAUAGGAAAAUAAAACAAGAAUAAUAAAACGAAACCCCCCCCCCCACAAAAUUAACUGGAAAAACAAGCAAAUCCAAUUCAAAGAGAAAACAUCAAAAACUCUAUAAAAAUAUUAAAAGCUUAUGCCAAAAUGUU